AUACGCUCGUUGCGUUGCACGUGUAUUUUCCUUUAUUCGCUCGAUAUCUAGAUUCUAGAAAAAAUGGACAAACCCAACGUACUCGCCCGCGUUGUUAAAGUUCUGGGUCGUACUGGAUCCCAAGGACAAUGUACUCAAGUAAAAGUAGAGUUCAUCGGAGAAACCAGUCGUCAAAUCAUCAGAAACGUGAAGGGACCGGUCCGUGAUGGAGACAUCCUGACACUCCUCGAGUCUGAGCGUGAAGCUAGAAGACUAAGAUAAACGGGUCAGGAGAAUCUUCAUUAGGUUAAGUGCUAUAUGUAUCAAUCCAAUUUAUAAUGUAAACAUCAAAACCGUCAAAGAUACCAUCUUGUAACCAGCUAAUAUAUAAUUACUUAACAAA
Vanessa atalanta (red admiral) is the source of this 382-nucleotide messenger RNA. It is a transcript of the gene RpS28b, whose product is annotated as 40S ribosomal protein S28. Bases 64 to 261 code for a protein of 65 amino acids. Lineage: Eukaryota; Metazoa; Arthropoda; Insecta; Lepidoptera; Nymphalidae. The transcript has 2 exons. The record is from RefSeq and is a predicted model, not a curated record. Gene Ontology annotation, cellular component: ribosome; cytosolic small ribosomal subunit. Gene Ontology annotation, biological process: maturation of SSU-rRNA; translation; ribosomal small subunit assembly. Gene Ontology annotation, molecular function: structural constituent of ribosome.